Messenger RNA from Haliotis rubra (blacklip abalone), 5543 nucleotides. Its product is annotated as cullin-4A-like. Lineage: Eukaryota; Metazoa; Mollusca; Gastropoda; Lepetellida; Haliotidae. Gene Ontology annotation, cellular component: Cul4-RING E3 ubiquitin ligase complex. Gene Ontology annotation, molecular function: ubiquitin protein ligase binding. The record is from RefSeq and is a predicted model, not a curated record. The coding region runs from base 123 to 2540 and encodes 805 amino acids. Gene Ontology annotation, biological process: DNA damage response; ubiquitin-dependent protein catabolic process; protein ubiquitination. The transcript is spliced from 22 exons.
CUCGCACGAGAAUUUCCGCCAUUUGUCUAGUUCAGCUGGGAUUCUUAUUCUUCGUCUCCAAAUAAUAACAAACUUUCUUUCUUGAGGAAUUUCAGGCCAGUUUCUGGCCUAAAGCGUAAUGCAUGCCUCUCUCAAGCGCAAGCAAGCGUGCUCUUACAGAUCAAAACAAGGGUGAAGACGCUUCCAAUCAUAAACGACGCCGAGUUAGUCACGAAAAUAGCUCUCCUCCAAACAAGAAAUUAGAGGACAGUUCGCAAUCAACAAUGACGGAUUCGCAAAGAAGACCGAACUUCUCGGCCCUCACAAGUCCCAGCAAUGGGAUUGCUAGACACGCAUCUCCGCUUGCAAAUAAUAAACCCGGGGCUGCAAAGAAGUUGGUCAUCAAGAAUUUCAAAGAAAAACCAAAGAUGCCCGAGAACUUUCAACAGGAGACUUGGAAGAAACUUGGUGAGGCUGUAGAUGCUAUCCACAAGAGCUGCUCCAUCCGCUACAGCCUUGAGGAGCUGUAUCAGGCUGUGGAGAAUAUGUGUUCCUACAAGAUGUCAGCCAGCCUGUAUGACCAGCUCAAACACAUCUGUGAAGAUCACGUCAAGGCCAACCUGAACCAGUUCUUGGGAGACACACUGGAUUAUGAACAGUUUCUUAAGCUGAUAGACAAUUGUUGGCAAAACCACUGUCGACAAAUGAUAAUGAUUCGCAGUAUAUUCCUGUUCCUGGAUAGGACAUAUGUACUUCAGAAUUCUGCAAUUCUUUCAAUAUGGGAUAUGGGUCUUGAUCUCUUCCGCGCCAACAUUAUCAGCCACAAGACAGUGGAGGCACGGACCGUUGACGGCUUGUUGAAGCUGAUCGGAAGGGAACGCAAUGGCGAGGCAGUUAACCGACAGUUGCUGAAAAGUCUCCUCAGGAUGUUGUCAGAUUUGCAGAUCUACCAUGAUUCCUUUGAAAAGAAAUUCCUGGACGCCACAGAACAGCUGUACGCAGCAGAGGGGCAGCAGCUGAUGCAGGAGAGAGAUGUGCCUGAAUAUCUUGCCCAUGUGGACAAACGUCUCAAUGAAGAAAACGAAAGACUCCUUCACUAUUUGGACCAGUCAACAAAGAAGGCUUUGGUGAUGUGUGUGGAGAGACAGCUGCUGGAACAGCAUCUACACCAGAUACUGCAGAAAGGUUUAGAUCAGCUUCUAGACGCCAACAGGAUACCAGACUUGACUCUGCUGUACCAGCUUUUCAACCGGUUCCGGGAUGGUCUGCGACAACUGUUCGUGUCGUUUGGACUCUAUAUCAAGAACACUGGGCGAGUGAUAGUUGUCAACCAGGAGAACGAUGCAGACAAAGACAAAGACAUGGUACAGAGCUUGUUAGAUUUCAAGGAUAAGAUUGACAACAUAAUCAGCACAUGUUUUGGUCGUAAUGACAAAUUUAUCAAUGCAAUGAAGGAUAGCUUUGAAAACUUCAUCAACCAAAGACAAAACAAGCCAGCCGAACUUAUAGCAAAAUAUGUGGACUCGAAGUUAAGAGCAGGAAACAAGGAAGCAACUGAGGAAGAGUUGGAAAGACUUCUAGACAAGAUCAUGGUGCUCUUUAGGUUCAUUCAUGGGAAGGAUGUGUUUGAAGCUUUCUACAAGAAAGACCUAGCAAAGCGUCUUUUAGUUGGAAAAAGUGCAUCAGUAGAUGCAGAGAAGUCCAUGUUGUCAAAACUUAAACAAGAGUGUGGUGCAGCCUUCACCGGGAAGCUGGAAGGAAUGUUUAAGGACAUGGAGCUGUCAAAAGAAUUGACACUUGCCUUUAAACAAUUCAUGCAGAACCAGGACGCCCCUGGUGGAAUCGAUCUGACGGUGAAUAUCCUCACCAUGGGCCACUGGCCUACAUAUCAACCCAUGGAGGUCCACCUACCCUCAGAGAUGAUUCAGUUCCAAGAAGUGUUCAAAAGAUUUUACCUCGGGAAGCACAGCGGUCGUAAACUGCAGUGGCAGCCUACCUUAGGGCAUUGUGUUCUCAAGGCCACAUUUGCUGGGGUGAAGAAAGAGCUCCAGGUGUCCCUCUUCCAGUCUCUGUGUCUUCUACUGUUCAAUGAAGGUGAUGACUACACGUACAGCGAAAUCAAGACAGCCACAGCCAUCACGGACAGUGAGUUGCGUCGCACUCUGCAGUCUCUGGCUUGUGGCAAGGCAAGAGUUCUUAUCAAGAUCCCAAAGGGGAAGGAAGUGGAAGAUGACGACAAGUUUUCUUUCUGCAAUGACUUUAAACACAAGCUGUACAGAAUCAAGAUUAACCAGAUUCAGAUGAAGGAAACGCAAGAGGAAAACACCAGCACAACAGAACGAGUGUUCCAGGAUCGGCAGUACCAAGUUGAUGCCGCCAUCGUCCGCAUCAUGAAGACCCGCAAAACACUCAGUCACAAUCUCCUCAUGGCGGAGCUCUACAACCAGCUCAAAUUUCCAGUCAAGUCAACUGACCUGAAGAAAAGAAUCGAGAGCCUUAUUGACCGUGACUACAUGGAGCGAGACAAGGACAACCCUACCAACUACCAUUACAUGGCCUAAAACCUCCAGCUGUUCCGCAGUUCCACUGACCUGCAUCAGUGCUACCGAGUCUUGUGCUAGGGGAUUCGUCCCCAUACAUCAAUAUGAAUGAAUAUGUGUGUUUAUGUAGAUCAUUUCAGACAGUGCUUAUAUAUAUGCAGGUUACUGUUUGCAGACAAUAUCACAAGUUGUCAAGGGCAACAGAUGAGGCAUCGUGUUUUAAGAAAAUCAUCUUGGUGCCUUUGCACAAAACAACCUUAACGCUAAGACACUCUGAAGUGUAUGUUAAGGUACACUAGUUAAGAUCACCUUAGCAAAAAGUUGUUUUGUACAAGGGCACCUUGUUGUUCACCAUUGUGGUGAAAUCAUUGUUCAAAGUAGAUCUGUUUCAUUGUGAGAUGUGGCGUUGGUAUAUAUUUACAGUACAAACUACAAACUUUACCCUGCAUAUAUAUGUUGCGUGUAUGUGGAGGUGAUCUAUAUUAAACCAGGUCAACCAGCAGACCAAAAGGCAUGACUGUGAUUUGCCAAGGGAGAUAACCGGGACGGGAUGCGUGAUCUUUCCCGUGUACGCGAGGCAGACUUCUGUGUACUAUUAUGUUUUGUGUACUUUGGUUUGAAAUAUUUACAAGUAUGGGUGAAGAUUAUGAAGCUGUAAAUAAAUUAAAAAUGCUUUGUACUACCGCAAAUGUGUAUUUUUGGAUUUGAAACAGACAGGAUUUCUGUGACUGUGUUUAUUUUCUUGUGACGAGUGACCGUGAAGGGUGUGAAAGUCUGUAUUUAACUAUUUGUGAUGAAGGAAAGCAUUAUGAAUUUCUACAUUUGCAGGCUGCUUCUAAGAAAUUGUCCAUUUCCAUCAGUAACAUAAGUACACUAGUUUUAGCCCAUAAUUUUAAUAUCAACUUCAGCAAUCCUGUCAUCUCAAAUACUACUUCCAUACACUGCUUGUACAGAACCCCAUUCACAGGGUUCUGUGUUACGUUGAACUGAGAGAAAUAAUAUUUUGUGCAGUGAGAGCUGCCAGGCUUAAACAUAUCUCUCUAUUUUUCGCUCCUUGAUAAAAAAUUGUUUGUCACCGUGUUUGUGUGACAAAAAAUUCAUAACUCAUUAAGCGGAAUUAGUGUUUAUAUGCUGUUUCUUAGACAGAUACUUAAGUCCUAUGACUAGAGACAUGUUCCUGGAAUCUGAAGCAUCCUUGGACAGUUCUGUCGAUUUUAUGACCACAUGUUUCGGAUAUCAGUCACAUUUUAUUUAGUGUGUUCCUACAGGAUUAUCUGCUCUUGUCCUUGAAGAUUUCACAGAGGGAUGGAAUUUUUUGACAGUGACAAGUAUUAGCUUGUUUGAGUUUAGGGCGCCAACCACCUUUUAUUCUCAAGGGUCUUGGAUUAUGUUUUUAAAAUAUAUAUUAUAAAAUAUCCUCAGGUCUUGCAGAAGAAAAUAAAUUUCUGGACUGGAUUUGUCCUGAAAUAUUUUUGCAGCUAUCAUCUAAGAACAGUCUCCAAAAAUCCCAGUCCCUUGAGAAUAUUAAUUUGUGGAACGCUUAUUGUGAAGGUCAAGUUCACUUAGUGACUGAAAUCACGUCUGUCAUGUGUUGCUACAAUAAUCUGUGAAGACGUGGAAUUAAAACUUGAUUUGAUCCAUAAUUAAGAGUGAAUAUGUAACAUACGUUUAUCAAGAGUGUUUGUUAUAAAGCCAAAACAGAAUAUCAGCAAACCAGAAAUAGAUGGGACUCUCAAUUGGAACUGCUUCUCCGGGAAUCCUCACUCCAGCUUGAUGUAUUGUAAAUAAGCUAUCAGAAUAUGGACAAGGCAUGAUGAAAUGACGGGAGUUCUUCAAUCCUUUGUGAAGACAAGGGCAGGUAACUCUGCUCAUCAACCCCACCCAGGUUCUGUGUAAAUAUUUGAUGUAGUAUGAAAUGAGAAUGUUUAGUGAUGGAUGGAUGAGGAUUUAGCACAUCAUAUGUAAGUGCUGUGUGAGAGAUGUGUAGGUUGUGUGUAAGAAUGAUAGUUCAACUUUUUCAAAACAUUUGGUUGUCUUAGGCACAAAAAUCCUUCUGUUCACAAGGCUGAAUCUUCUCAGGGUUCUGGGUUUGGGAGGUGAAAAUAAAAAAUUAAAAAAUAUCAUAAGGUGGAAUAAUUAUUAAAUAUUUUUAUAAAGGGCUAUAGGGUAAAAUGUCAGCAAAAUUAAAAUGGCUUCUGGGAGUUAGGGGUUUAGGAGCCAGUGGUCUUGGUGUCAGUUAAGUUUGCAGAGUUACGUCCCUUUACAGGAUCUGCUGCUUGUUAGUUUGAAUCCAAGACUCCCACAUGUUUGACCCUUGGUUGCCAACAGCAGACCCUCCCCAAAGUGGUAAAUGCUUUUGAGCUGAGACUCCUUGUUCCUGCUGACACAAGCCCCAACUACGUGAUAUGACUGAAAUACUCACUUAACGCAGUCACAUCUUCCCAUCAACCUUGUGUCAAAUAGAUCUUGGUUGUCUUGACUAAUGAGGUAUGCACUUUGCAUCCUCAGCUUUCAUCCUCCUACCAGAUUUGCUGCCAUAGUUUUGUAUUUUCCAAUUCAGAUGGCACAAUGCUGAGAAGACAAAUGCAAACUUGGAGCUGUUAUUAGCAAAACGGAUUGUGUUAAAAUCUGAUACAGAAAUGAAGUUACUUCAGAAACCAAAUUUGGUUGCAAAUAAAUCCAAGGUAUUUGUUGUGAUACAGUUUGACUUAAUUUACUCUGAUAAAUCGGGCAUGAUUGUUUUUGGCAUUCUCAUUUGAGAAUAGGUUACUUCGUGAUAGAUCAUAUAGGCAAGAUUAUACAAUAUAAUGUGAUAACAUUGACCAGCACAAACAUGUAAUAGGACUAUUAUGUCAGUAGAAAGAUGAACCUCAGCCCAAACCCUGUGAUGAUCUUGUCCAUUAUUUCUAAAACAAUUUCAUUAUUGUUUUUCCUGUAAGUUGUGUACGGACAAGCAGCACGACUUGUCAACCUGAGACUUGUACAGUCCCACUGCAUUAUUUAUAAAUAAAUAAUGUUUCUUUA